CCCCACCCCACCCCUCGCCUCUUCUCUCCAUGGAUGUAAUCUCCGACCUGACGACAGGUGUUAGCCGGGUCCCAGACGCAGUAAUCCGUGCAGACCAGGGCGAGCUUUGCGCAGGAGAGUCAGAGCAGCCGAGCUCCUUCAGCAGUGCACCAAGUCCAGAAACCCCCCCGCCAGCAGACAUGGGACGUCAGGAGGGUGACUACGUGUGGAAGAAGAACACCGAGAACAUCCAGGACGUGUUUGACAUCAUGGACGAGUUGGGCUCAGGAGCCUUCUCCGAGGUCUACAUGGUGAAGGAGAAGAAGACGGGGAAGAUGUUUGCCAUGAAGUGUGUGAAGAAGAAGCAGAAGAAGGACCUGAAUCUGGAGAACGAGAUCGCCGUGUUGAGAAGAAUCAAACAUGACAACGUGGUGGGGAUGGAGGAUUUGUACGAGAGUCAGACUCACUUCUACCUCAUCAUGGAGCUCGUGUCAGGCGGAGAGCUCUUUGACCGUAUCCUGGACCGGGGGGUGUACUCGGAGAAGGACGCCAGCCGGGUGAUCCAGCAGGUGCUGCAGGCCGUCAGCUACCUGCACCAGAACGCCGUGGUGCACCGGGACCUCAAGCCGGAGAACAUCCUCUUCUACAGCCCGGAGGAGAACUCCAAGGUCAUGAUCAGUGACUUCGGCCUCUCGAAGAUGGUGGACAACGACAUCAUGUCCACCGCCUGUGGAACUCCGGGAUACGUAGCUCCAGAGGUUCUGGCCCAGAAGCCGUACAGUAAAGCUGUGGACUGCUGGUCCAUCGGAGUCAUCACCUACAUCCUACUCUGUGGAUAUCCUCCUUUCUACGAAGAGAGCGAGACGCGACUCUUCUCCAAGAUCAUGAAGGCUCAGUACGAGUUCGACUCGCCCUUCUGGGACGACAUCUCGGAAUCUGCUAAGGACUUCAUCCGCAACAUGAUGCAGAAGAAUCCAAACAUGCGCUUCAGCACAGACCAGGCCCUCAGACAUCCCUGGAUCAUCGGAAAGACGGCGCGCAGCCAGGACAUCUACUAUUCAGUCAGCGUUCAGAUCCAGAAGAACUUCGCCAAGUCCAAGUGGAAGCAAGCCUUCAACGCGGCCGUGGCCAUCAACCACAUGAAGAAGCUGCAGCAGGCCCACUCCGAGCAGCUGGUGAGACAUCCCAGCAUCCCGGACAUCAAGGUCAUCGGCGUGUCCCCCCCGACCGUCCACAAGCGGCUCGACCCGGACAAGCUGGACCCGGAGGUCGGCGGGGGGGCCCAGGGGACGAGUCUCAUCCCCCUGCCCGCGAGCCCCAUCGAACCCAAGAGCCACUACCAGACGCUGAAGACCACUCAGAGCCAGGGCCCCGCCCACCACGCUCCGGCCAUAUCCGAGCAGGGGAAGCACGUGUACCACUCGGAGCCCGCCAACCUCAACGGAUUCUGUCCAAACCGAAGUGGAAAGACGGUGCAGACCGGAGUCUGCUCGGUCAUGUGAAGGCUGCGUGAAGUUCACACGGAAAAAAAGCAUUUUACUCGGUCAGUGUUGCCGUGCUUACCCAGCAUGCAGCUGUUUUGCGUUGGCAGCUCCCCCCCCCCACCCGGCACUGCGAGCGAGAGGUUCCUCUGCCGGACCCGAGCAGGUCUGCGAGGUCCACACGGGCUGACGGACAUUUUCCUUUUUGGAAUGAGUGCCAAUGAAGCUUCCCGACACACAACUACACACACGUACACACACACACACUUUGAUUGACAGGGUAGACUUCAGUUCAGCAGCUUUCAGAGGACUGACCCUCGUAGACGGGGACGAGUCGAGCUGCUCCUCUUGGACGUCCGUCCCGCUGACCCUGAAGCAGUCGCUGACCUCAGAUGUCUCACAGACUGAUUUCUAAAACCCUGACUCCAGAUCAGGUUGAUUUUAAAUCGCCAGCAGCACUUUGUCGUCCAGGUUUUGUAGAAUCGUGAAAAACGUGUCGUCUGAAAAAGAAGAUUCACGACGGAUGUUUCCCGCCGCGCUUCAUCGUGUGUGAAGCUUCGACCCGGAAACCGACCGGCUUCUGGAAGUAGAAUCUUCAAACCGUCACGAACAUGAUGCAUGAUUAAUUAUAAGGAUAAUAAUCAACUGUUGUAAAGAUGUGCUGUGUUUUAUUUUUUCUAAAGUUUCUUUCUUUUGUGUUUAAAAAUAAUAAGUUACGAUAAAAUGUAAAAUGAGAUAAAAGAUUAUAACGAGAUGAUCGAUGUUCAAACUGACGAAUCGUAAACGAGUCCAGUUUGACUUCCGUCCACCUGAUAGAACACAGAACCUGCUGAUGGUCUCUGUACCAGACGCUCACUUCCUGUACCAGACGUUCACUUCCUGUACCAGACGCUCACUUCCUGUACCAGACGUUCACUUCCUGUACCAGACGCUCACUUCCUGUACCAGACGUUCACUUCCUGUACCAGACGCUCACUUCCUGUACCAGACGUUCACUUCCUGUACCAGACGUUCACUUCCUGUACCAGACGUUCACUUCCUGUACCAGACGCUCACUUCCUGUACCAGAUGCUCACUUCCUGUACGUGCUUCAUUCCGACUCUGCAGCCGUGUAGCUUUGUAUCGAUCCAUCUAGUGAGAUGUGGAUUCCUGUGCGCUCAUCAAUCAUCAAUAAACGUUUAUGCAGAA
This is a messenger RNA of Platichthys flesus (European flounder), 2648 nucleotides long. It is a transcript of the gene camk1gb, whose product is annotated as calcium/calmodulin-dependent protein kinase IGb. Bases 30 to 1481 code for a protein of 483 amino acids. The transcript is spliced from 13 exons. Lineage: Eukaryota; Metazoa; Chordata; Actinopteri; Pleuronectiformes; Pleuronectidae. Gene Ontology annotation, cellular component: intracellular anatomical structure. Gene Ontology annotation, molecular function: ATP binding; calmodulin binding; calcium/calmodulin-dependent protein kinase activity. The record is from RefSeq and is a predicted model, not a curated record. Gene Ontology annotation, biological process: peptidyl-serine phosphorylation.